UAUAUAUAUGUAGAGGUUUUUGAGAAUCCAAAAUUGAUCGGGAUCUACAGAAGAAGCAUUAAUUAUUUUAUAAUUAUAAUAAUGCAUUACUGGGUGAGAGCUUCCCCAUCUGAUUUCAAUGGACCUUUCCCUCAACCUCGCAGUGGUCACACAGCAGUGAAUAUCGGAAAGUCAAAGUUGAUAGUGUUCGGUGGUCUUGUUGAUAAAACUUUCCUCAAUGACAUCUCUGUCUAUGACAUCGAGAAUAAGUUAUGGUUUAAGCCUGAAUGCACAGGUAGUGGUUCAGAAGGGCAAACAGGGCCCAGUCCACGAGCAUUUCAUAUUGCCAUUGCAAUUGAUUGCCAUAUGUUUGUUUUUGGUGGGAGACUUGGUACCAAAAGGUUGGGAGACUUUUGGGUCCUAGAUACUGAUAUAUGGCAAUGGUCAGAGCUCACCAGUUUUGGUGAUUUGCCUUCACCAAGAGAUUUCGCAGCUGCAUCAGCGAUUGGGAACCAUAAAAUAGUAAUGUAUGGUGGGUGGGAUGGUAAGAAGUGGUUAACUGACGUAUUUGUCUUGGACACAAUGUCAUUGGAAUGGACAGAGCUACCAGUUUCAGGAACAUUACCACCACCAAGGUGUGGGCAUACAGCCACUAUGGUUGAGAAGCGGUUGCUUGUAUAUGGUGGCAGAGGGGGCGGAGGGCCAAUUAUGGGUGAUUUAUGGGCGUUGAAGGGUCUCAUCGAAGAAGAUAAUGAAGUUCCUGGAUGGACCUUGUUGAAGCUCCCUGGCCAAGCUCCUUCUGCUCGUUGUGGCCAUACUAUUACUUCUGGAGGCCACUAUCUUCUCAUGUUUGGGGGCCAUGGAACUGGUGGUUGGUUGAGUCGAUACGAUGUUUAUUACAAUGAUUGUGUUGUUUUAGACAGAGUGUCUGUGCAGUGGAAACGUCUAGCAACUAACACUGAAGGCCCCGCGCCUCGUGCUUACCAUUCCAUGACGUGUAUUGGUUCACGUUAUCUGUUAUUUGGUGGCUUUGAUGGCAAAGUGACUUAUGGUGAUUUGUGGUGGUUGGUUCCAGAAGAUGAUCCUAUUUCAAAGCGAUUGUCUGCAUCUCCAUCAAAAGUAGUUCAUGAAAGCCAGAAUGCGUCAAUUGCCAGUGGUUUACGAUCCGAGACAAAGGAAAACGACAUGGAAGGAUCCCCAAUCUCAGAGCUGCAGAAGAAAUUGGAUAUUUCUGUUUCAUUAUCUGGUCACGAUCUUCAAAUUGUUAAUGAAUCAGAAGAUAAAGAAUUUCUUGAACUCGCGUUAAGUAUGAUUGCUAAUCGAACAUCUAGUAAUAAAAAGGCAGCUCAAGCACUCCGUGAGCAUUGGCGGAACUCUAGUCCAAGAUCAAUACAAUUAAAGGAGUUUGCCGUAUUGCUACGUGACUACCAACGUCUGAUUAGUCGCCAUCACUUAGCUGGAUCUCAUUUACAGUCUGCCGAAUCGGGCUUCACAGAGAAAGAUACCUAUCGGUUUUAUCAUUUUACAAAUGCUUCUCAGCUACGAAUGAGCGAUAUUGAUCAAUUAUUGACGGAGUACAAACAGCUUCCAUUGGAUUAAUGUAAUUGAUGGAUCUGCAUAGAAGAAUCUUUCAAGCCAUAAUGGAUUGCAUGAGAUAUACAAAGGAAAAUGGCUGGCAGAGGAUUGUACUUUCUUCUGGCAGCUCUGUCCCAGUGAUUUCACCUCACGGUUAGCCACGUCAAUCUUCUUCCGCACUAUUGCUACUUCUUUUCUCAUUGGAUCUGUCAAAACUUCAAGCUCCUGAUAUGUUUUAUAUAGAACAAGAAAUUAGUUAAUGGAAAUGCAUAAAUGAUUCAUACUUGUGGUUUUAUAGGAUAAAUUUUGACCAUUUGAAUUUAUCUUAUUUAAUGCUUGUUGUUUAA
This is a messenger RNA of Erigeron canadensis, 1901 nucleotides long. Its product is annotated as protein GLUTELIN PRECURSOR ACCUMULATION 3. The transcript has 17 exons. The coding region runs from base 82 to 1578 and encodes 498 amino acids. Gene Ontology annotation, molecular function: protein binding. Lineage: Eukaryota; Viridiplantae; Streptophyta; Magnoliopsida; Asterales; Asteraceae. The record is from RefSeq and is a predicted model, not a curated record.